GAUGAAAUAUUUUUGAGACAUUCGUUUGUUCUGUUUGUCGACGUUAAUGUGUUACAUACUGACUAGCUGUCGCAACGUAGCUGGUCUAUGCGUUUUUUUUUUUUUUUUCUUUUCAACAUCGUCUUGUUGGCGGCCACGUUUGCCUCUUCGGAAAGGGGGCGUCUGCAUCGAUAAAUAGCUCACUGGGCUCUGAUUGGCUGCUGGAACACUCACUCAUGACAUGUUUGCUUUUGAUUGGCUGAAUUUGGAGUAAAGGGGUUGGCCGUAACAUUGUUAACGUGUGUAAAUUUAACCUGUACCAUUUUUAUAUUUUAUUUAGGAUGUUUAUGCAGACAUUGAGACUUCGGCAGCAAAGAAGGCUGUGUUACCGUUAGUCUUGCAGGGGGGCUGGGAUACAGACGCGUCGCGCUCCCAAAUGCUGAGUGUGUGAACUAACACAGGCCACAGGGUUAAGGUGGGAAGAAGAAAAAUGCUGAAGAAGUCAAAUGUCAAGUUUAAUGAGAAUAAUUUGAAGCUCAGAUGCUUGAAGCCGAAUUUUAAGAAUGCAUGCUAUUUGAGGAGACAAGAAGUUUCCACAUAUAGAGUGUAUUGGCAGUGUGAGAAAUGGGGGAAGAGGAAUGAAGUCAGAAAUUUGAAACUGAAGAAAGAAGAAACGAAAUGUUUUUUGAAGUUAUGAAGUUAAGAUCAGAAGUAUUCGGGGAUAAGAUCACUGCGCUAAGAAUCCCACUCUGCUUCACGGAGCAUGAGUCCGCGGGGGUCGGGUAAGUCGGCCAGCCGUUCUCCUGCCCAGUCCAAGGAGGGGUCUGCCAACACCCGCUCCAAGUCCCGGUCUCACUCAAGGUCCAAAUCCAGGUCCCGCUCUCACCGCAGCUCCCGCCGCCGGUAUUCCCACUCCCGCUCACGCUCCUACUCCCGUAGACAUCGCUCACGGACACGCUCCCGCAGUGCUGAUUACAGGCGCCAUCGCAGCCACAGCCGCUCGCCCAUGUCUAACCGGCGCCGUCACGUAGGCAACAGGGCCAAUCCAGACCCAAACUGCUGUCUGGGUGUCUUCGGCCUCAGCCUGUACACCACCGAACGUGAUCUGAGGGAGGUUUUUUCCAAGUAUGGCCCCCUGUCCAGCGUGACCAUUGUAUACGACCAGCAGUCCCGCCGCUCCAGGGGUUUUGCAUUCGUCUACUUUGAGAAUCAAGAAGACUCCAGAGAGGCCAAGGAACGUGCCAACGGCAUGGAGCUGGAUGGCCGUCGGAUCAGGGUGGACUAUUCCAUCACCAAGAGGCCGCACACGCCCACCCCUGGAAUCUACAUGGGACGGCCAACCUAUGGCGGUGGAGCAGGUGGCUUGAGUUUUUCAUCCCGCCGCUCCUCACGGGAUUACUGUGACAGAGGGUAUGACCGUGGCUACGAUCGUUAUGAUGAUCGAGACUGCUACAGGUCUUACAGGCGCAGAUCCCCUUCCCCGUACUAUAGUCGUGGGGCAUACAGAUCCCGAUCAAGGUCUCGUUCCUAUUCACCUCGUCAUUACUGAAAGGAUAGGUGUUUGCUCCAUCUCUUAUUGAAGAUUUUGGCAGCGGCAGACUUUCAGAAAAUGUGCCUGUUUUUGGGGUGACAAUGUACAUUUAUUAGGUUUAAUUAUGUAUCUGUGGGAUCAAAGUCCUCCCCCCCACCCUUCAGUUGUAGAUAUUUUUUUGCAAUUGGAUGCAUUUUUGUGUUUUUUGCCUCCCUUUUUUUAAUUUGUAAAUGCAUACAAGUAUCUGCUUGUUUUGGACAUGGAAAGCGCUAUGGAUGUGGGCGGGAGAGACUGUUAGAAUUCCAGAGCCUUGCUUAUGAUUAUUAUGCUGUGUGCUUGAUUUUAAAUCGGCUGCAUUCAGGCAAUAAACUGCCUCUUUACACAA
Molecule: messenger RNA, 1895 nt
Organism: Scleropages formosus (Asian bonytongue)
Lineage: Eukaryota; Metazoa; Chordata; Actinopteri; Osteoglossiformes; Osteoglossidae
Product: transformer-2 protein homolog beta-like
Exons: 9
Coding region: 743-1528 (261 amino acids)
Molecular function (GO): RNA binding
Source: RefSeq, a predicted model, not a curated record